UAUUGCCCAAGUGUCUAAUCUAAAUCACAGCUCACAAUCAAAGAAGGCUAUCGUUUCUGAAAUCACCUUGCAAGCUAUCAUCACCUGCACGUAAGAAAGACAACACAUAAUCUGAAGAAAGAAAUAUACGCACGUAACCGGAACUGAGGAAACAGCUAUAUAUGCACACCAUGGUUUGGAAAAAUAUUGGAUUUGAGAUAUUCGCCGAGAAAUUUGGUAAAGAGGAGCUUGAGAAGCGAGUGAAAGAUGAACACACGCCACCAUCAGAUUCUCCUGUAUUCGGCGGUCUUAAAUUGAAAUUAAAGACAGAAAAAUUCAAGACCUUAUUCACCCUUGCCACUACCUUAAGGGGAUUUAGCAGAAGUACCCACACUGUUGGUACUGGCGGAAUUGGAGAAAUAAAAAUCGUUGAUGAUCCGAGAUUUCCUGAACACGAAUUCUUUAGAGCUGGUCGAAAAUUCCCUGCAAGAUUACGUCAUGCAAACAGCAAGUACAUGGAUGAUGCUAGUGCUGAUGCUAGAUCAUUCUCGAUCAAGUUUGCUGACAGUGAUAGUGAGAGUCCAAUGGAUAUAGUUAUGAACACUGGUGAAGCUAAUAUAUUUUGGAACGCUUCGAGUUUUGAGGAUUUUGUUCCUAUGAAAGAAGGUGAAUCCGGUAAAGAAUAUGCUUACAAGAAUCCUUACUAUUAUUACUACCUGGUCGAGGCCCUGAGACGAGCUCCUGAUACCUUUGCUCAUCUCUACUACUAUUCUCAAGUUACGAUGCAUUUUAAAGCAAAGGAUGGUAAAGUUCGUUAUUGCAGAUAUCGUGCUCUUCCUGGAGAUGUUGAUAUCAAAGAAGAAGAUGAGAGUGGAAGAUUGACAGAGGAAGAACAAAGAAAAAUUUGGAUUUUCAGUCGCCAUGCUGAUGAGAAACGACCAACCGACUAUUUACGCCAAGAGUACGUCAAUCGUCUUUCUAAAGGCCCAGUAAAUUAUCGCUUGCAAAUUCAAAUACAUGAAGCAUCUCCAAAUGACACUGCAACCAUCUUCCACGCUGGUAUAAUGUGGGAUAAGGAAACACACCCAUGGUUUGACCUUGCUACGGUCUCAAUCAAGACACCAUUGUCACCAGAUGUCCUGGAAAGAACUGGUUUCAGUAUCGUUCACCAACCUGAUUCGUUAGGAUUACUCGAGGCUAAAUCACCUGAAGAUUACAACAGUAUCGGACACUAUCGAGUUGCUGUAUACUCUCGCGUCCAGCAACUUCGUAAACUGAAAUUUGGAUCUGUGAUUCCAGCUGAACAGAACGCCGUCUACAAUAUCGAGGUUGAAACAGGAGACAGGGAGCAUGCCGGGACGGAUGCGACUAUCACCAUCAGAAUAACAGGUGUCAAAGGUCGUACAGAUUACCUGAAGCUGGACAAAUGGUUCCAUAAUGACUUCGAAGCAGGAAGCAAAGAGCAAUACCAAGUGGAAGGUUUCGAUGUCGGUGACAUUCAACUCAUUGAACUUCAUUCUGAUGGAGGAGGAUACUGGUCAGGUGAUCCAGACUGGUUUGUAAACAGGGUGAUUGUUUUGAGCUCCACUCAAGAUCGUGUCUACUCUUUCCCAUGCUUCAAAUGGAUAUUCAAGGAUAUGGUACUAUUUCCUGGUGAAGCAACUCUACCAUUCCAUAAAGUACCAGCCAUAGUGAGUGAACAUCGACAGAAGGAACUUGAAGAACGCAAAGUCACAUACCAGUGGGAUUACGUCUCUGAUGAUAUGCCUGGAAAUAUUAAGGCUAAAACACAUGACGACCUCCCACGAGAUGUUCAAUUUACUGAUGAAAAGACCAGAUCCUACCAGGAAAGCAGAAAAGCAGCUCUCGUCAACCUCGGAAUCGGGAAGCUGUUCACAUUGUUUGAAGACUGGGAUUCAUUUGACGAUUAUCGUAUCUUAUACCGUAACUGGAUCCUUGGUGACACACCCAACAUGGCGGAUAAAUGGAAUGAAGAUCGCUGGUUUGGUUACCGAUUCCUCAAUGGAGCUAAUCCUGUGACACUAAUUCGUUGCGACGCACUUCCUGAGAAUUUUCCGGUGACUAAUGAUGAUGUGAAAGCCUCGUUGGAUAGAGGAAAGUCAUUGGAAGAUGAAAUGAAGGAUGGACAUGUCUACAUCGUUGACUUCAAGGUACUGGUAGGUGCAAAGUGUUAUGGUGGUCCAAUUCUUGAAGACAUGGGAUACAAAGUUCCUGAUAAUAUCAAUCAUGAGAAUGCUGAUGUUCGUUACUGUGCUGCUCCUCUCGCGCUGUUUUAUGUUAAUAAGCUGGGACAUCUUAUGCCAAUUGCUAUACAAAUCAACCAAGAACCUGGUCCUGAGAAUCCAAUAUGGACACCGCAUGAAGAAAAUGAACAUGACUGGAUGCUCGCAAAAUUCUGGCUGGGUGUGGCUGAAUCAAAUUUCCAUCAGCUCAAUUCUCAUUUGUUGCGAACUCACUUUACUACGGAAUCAUUUGCCUUAUCAACCUGGCGAAACCUUGCUUCACCUCAUCCAGUGUUUAAAUUGUUGCAACCUCACAUCUAUGGCGUUCUUGCAAUUGAUACCAUUGCUCGUAAAGAAUUGAUUAACUCAGAUGGAAUUGUUGAUCAGUAUUUGUCUUUAGGAGGUGGUGGUCAUGUAGCAUUUAUGGAGAAGUGCUUUAAAGAAGUUAAUCUUCAAGAUUACAAUCUUCCACAAACAUUGAAGAAACGUGGCGUCGAUGAUCCCUCAAAACUACCAGGAUUUUAUUAUCGAGACGAUGGCCUUGCAUUGUGGGAAGCCAUUAAAAAUUUCGUUGGUGAUAUCAUUGGUAUUUACUACAAGAACGAUGAUGACGUGAAAAAAGAUAACGAGAUUCAGAGUUGGAUCUUUGAUGUUCAUAAGAAUGGUUGGCGUGUUAAUCCAGGUCAUAAAGAUCACGGUGUUCCAGCAUCGUUUGAAAGUGCUGAACAAUUGAUCGAAAUCCUCACCUCAGUUAUUUUCACAUUUUCCUGCCAACAUGCUGCUGUCAACUUCAGUCAGAAAGAUCAUUACGGAUUCACUCCAAACGCCCCAGCUAUUCUUCGACAACCACCACCAAAGAAAAAGGGCGAAGCGACAAUUGAGUCAAUUCUGUCAACUUUGCCGAACAAAUCUCAAGCAGCCAAAGCCAUUGCAACUGUUUAUAUUUUAACAAAAUUCUUUGAAGAUGAGCGUUAUUUGGGAAAUUACAGUGCCACAGCAUGGGAAGACCAGGAAGCCCUUGAUGCUAUCAACCGUUUCCAAGACAAACUUGAAGAUAUUUCCAAGAAAAUUAAGGAGCGAAACGCAAAUUUAAAGCUUCCAUACACCUAUCUUCUUCCUGAACGUAUUCCUAAUGGAACUUCAAUCUAGUUUGAACUGAAAAUGACGAUAUGAUUAUACUUCGUAUUGAAUUCCUUUUCUUUUAUUUUGUAUUUCAUGGAAUAGUUAAACCAAUUGAAAUUCUGCUUUCUUAUUCUUAAUUCAAUUAAUGAACUAAUUCUCACUAGCGAAGAUAGAAACUGAUUUAAGGAACUCCAUACAAUCUUGUUGGUAUCUGUUGUUAGCUAUAUCAUAGAUAUCCAUCUCAGUAAUAAAAAUGUCUCAAGGCAGCCAUCUUGCUGGUAAGUGAGUGUUUAUUUCAUGAUAUUGC
Molecule: messenger RNA, 3651 nt
Organism: Dendronephthya gigantea
Lineage: Eukaryota; Metazoa; Cnidaria; Anthozoa; Malacalcyonacea; Nephtheidae
Product: allene oxide synthase-lipoxygenase protein-like
Exons: 17
Coding region: 162-3371 (1069 amino acids)
Biological process (GO): lipid oxidation
Molecular function (GO): heme binding; iron ion binding; oxidoreductase activity, acting on single donors with incorporation of molecular oxygen, incorporation of two atoms of oxygen
Source: RefSeq, a predicted model, not a curated record